Messenger RNA from Staurois parvus, 5874 nucleotides. The record is from the annotation of a GenBank genome assembly. NCBI's taxonomy places the organism in Eukaryota, Metazoa, Chordata, Amphibia, Anura, Ranidae.
AUGUUGGAGCCUGGCAUUAGUAUUGACAAUAAUCUUGUGGCUUACAAUAAACAGGAUUUGCUCUUAUCUUCCAACAAACAACUCCAACCUAGUACAAAACAUUUGGUUCAUUUGGAUUGGAUGUCCAGGGAGGAUGGCUCUCAUAUGUUGACAAUUGGAAUUGGUACAAAGCUUCUCAUGUAUGGACAGGUUGCUAGAAAAGCCCAAGAAGCCUCUUGUAAAGAGAGUUUUGCAUUGCAGCUUUGGGAUACUGCCAAAAACACAGCUCAGCCGAGGUUUGUAUUGCUUCGAUGUGUAGAUCUUGUGUCUUCUGUGGAAGGCUCUCUUCCUUUACCAGUAUCUUUGUCUUGGGUUCGGGAUGGGAUUCUUGUUGUUGGAAUGGACUGUGAAAUGCAUGUCUACUCCCAAUGGCAGCCUUUUUCUAAGCAAGACUCUGCAAGCACAGAUUCCUACAAUGGAAGCACCCCAUCCAUCACAAACUUAGUAAAGCAAAGUCAUUCUGUUCCAUCUGGUCUGAAUCCACCAAAGAAAACUAUGACAAGGUCAAUGACUAGCUUAGCUCAAAAGCUUAUGGGCAAGAAAACUGCAUUUGAUCUUCCUGUGGAGAUGGAGGACUAUGGACUUUUUGAAGCUGCUCAUGCGUUAUUUCCAACUUUGCCGCAGUAUCAUCCAUUGCAGCUACUGGAAUUGAUGGAUCUUGGAAAAGUACGCAGAGCAAAGGCUAUAUUAUCUCAUCUAGUUAAAUGUAUUGCAGGGGAGGUUGUUGCAAUUAACGAUAAUGAAUCCAACCAUGAACGCAGGCUCCGUUCACUUUCAAUAAGUGCUAGUGGAAGUACUUCUCGAGACCCCAAAACUUUCAGCAAACCAGAAAGUGCUGACUACACAGAAAUUGAUUCUGUGCCUCCUCUACCAUUGUAUGCACUUCUUGCUGCAGAUGAGGACACAUCUUUCGUUUCCACAGUGGACAAAUCCAGCAAUCAAAACAAUUCCAACAAACAAAACGACAGCAGUACAAAUGCUGAGAACUAUGAUGAGCUUUUCCAAGUUCCAACAAUCAGCUCUGAGGAGCUUACAACCUUAGACUCUGAAGAUGAAAACACAAAACCACAAGUUAUAGACUUGUCACAGUACAGCCCCACUUAUUUUGGUCCUGAACAUUCCAAAGUGCUAUCUAAGCAUUUGCUUCAUUCUAGCUUACCUGGCAUGACCCGCAUAGAACAGAUGUCUCUGAUGGCUUUGGCAGAUACAAUUGCCACAACUAGUACAGAUAUAGGUGAAAGCAGAGAUCGCAGCCAAGGUGGUGAGACUCUUGAUGAAUGUGGACUGAAGUUUUUCCUAGCUGUUCGGCUUCAUACGUUUCUCACUACAUCCCUUCCACCAGCAUACCGAAUUCAGCUCUCGCAUCAAGGCCUGUCUACUAGCCAUUUUGCUUGGGCCUUCCAUUCUGUGGCAGAGGAAGAGCUGCUUUCCACACUGCCUCCUAUGCAGAAAGGAGACCCCACCUGGCCAGAGUUGAGGGCGAUGGGAGUGGGCUGGUGGGUGAGAAAUACAAACAACUUGCGCAAGUGUAUUGAGAAGGUUGCAAAGGCAGCUUUUCAACGUCAUAAUGAUCCCUUAGAUGCAGCAAUUUUUUACCUGGCAAUGAAGAAGAAAGCUGUAAUAUGGGGACUGUAUAGAUCUCAAAAAGAUGCAAAGAUGACUCAGUUUUUUGGGAAUAAUUUUAAUGAAGAAAGAUGGAGGACAGCAGCUCUGAAGAAUGCUUUCUCUCUGCUUGGGAAACAGCGUUUUGAGCAUUCCGCAGCAUUUUUCCUUCUGGCUGGAUCUCUGAAGGAUGCAGUGGAGGUUUGCCUUGAAAAGCUACAUGACAUUCAGCUUGCACUGGUGAUAUCAAGGCUGUAUGAGACUGAAUUUGAAAAAUCUUCAACAUAUAAAUCUAUUCUUCAAAAGAGAGUUCUGGGAAUAGAUUCACAUGCCCGAGAGCCCAGUCUCUCCAACAUGCAUUCAGACCCUUUUGUGAGGAGCAUGGCUUACUGGAUCUUGGAGGAAUACAAGCACGCUCUGGAUACCUUACUUAAGCAGCUAGUUAGGGAUGAAGAAGAUGAUUCUUGGAGCCUGUCUUCAAGUUGUGAUCCAUCAGUCUUCAAUUUCUAUAAUUUUUUAAGAUCGCAUCCCAUGUUAUUGAGACACCAUUUUGGCUCAUCAGAGUCGUCCUAUACCAAAAUGUGCCUGUCUAUGGAAAAUGGUUUGGCUGACAAAAUUAACCUAAGUGAAAGAAGGUUGUUUUUCACCACUGCACAUGCUCAUUUAAAAGCUGGAUGUCCAAUGCUAGCCCUUGAAGUAUUAUCCAAAAUGCCCAAAGUGGUGAAAAAAUCGAAGCCUCUACUUCGAACUUCAAGUCUGGCAGAUACUAGUAAAGUUUCCACACCUGUAUCUCCCUUACUUGGAGAAAAGAAAGACUCAGCUUGUGACUUUGACUGGUCAAGCUCCAUGGUCAAUGGUUUAUCUGACUUAUCCUCUGGGAAGCAAACACAUUCUGUCAAUUUGUUUGAUUGGAGCCAACCAUCAACGGUUAUUGAAGAUGAGCCCUUAGAAUUAAAGUGGGAUAGUGACACAGAUGAAGAAUCUUUGACAUCUGGGUUUUCAAUGAAGGAUGUGAAACCUUCACAAAGCACAGAAAACAAUAAACAAAUGAUGACCAGUGCAAGUUACUCAGAAUCCUGUAGCAUUGAUGAGAAUGAUUUUCUCAGUCCCACAGAAGAUGUGAUAGCUGCUCAGCUUAAGUUUCGAGCUUGCCUAAAGAUUCUUACUGGGGAGCUGCGAACAUUAUCCACGGGUUAUGAAGUUGAUGGUGGCAAACUGAGGUAUCAGCUGUAUAGCUGGCUGGAAAGAGCAGUUGUUGCUCUUCAAAAGAUUUGUGAUUAUUGUGUUAAUGUGGAUGAGCUGAGUUCUGUGGGAGCUGUUCAGUAUUCUUAUGAGGAUAGCUUGGAUGACUCUUUGGAUCAAGCUACAUCAAAGCAGAGGAAAGAACUCCUUGAAAGACGUCAGUGGCUGUUGAAAUUUCAAUCACUAUUAAGAAUGUUCCUGAGUUUUUGUGUACUUCAUGGCUCUCAUGGUGGUGGUUUGGCCUCUGUACGUAUGGAAUUAAUACUACUUUUGCAGGAGUCACAGCAGGAUAGCUCACUCCUCUCUAAUCCUCAGACAGAACAGACUUCCAUUCCACUCCUUUUUGCUUGCACAGCAAGUGCCAAAACUGUUGUAGCCAAUCCUUUACAACACCUGAGCAACUUAACGCAUGAUAUCUUACAUGCCAUAAUAAAUCUUGAUUCACCUCCUCAUCCCGAUAUCCAAAACAACAAGAUUUAUGUAAUGCAUACUCUGGCUGCAUCCCUUUCUGCCUGCAUAUAUCAGUGCCUUUGUGGAGGGCAAGCCAACAGUGCCUCCAUGCAGACCAAUCCAUUUACAGGUAUGGUGUACCAGAGUGUUCUGCUUAUUCACAGACAACCAAUAAGAACAACAAGUCUGGAUGAAGCAGUGAUGCCAAACACAUCUCCCACUCAUUGGCCAGGCAUAACUUCAUUAAUUCGCCUGCUGAAUUCUGCUGGAGAGGAAGCUCAGCCAGGACUCACUAUUCUGCUUUGUGAAAUUCUGACUGCUGUCUACUUGAGUUUGUUCAGUCAUGGACUAGCCACUCACUCCAGCCAGGAAUUAUUUUGUGUCGUUGCUCAUCCUCUAAAUGACAAGAUGUGGUCAGCAGUCUAUGGAGGAGGAGCACGAAUCCCAUGCAGAGGACAGAUGCCUGUUAAACCUGUCACAGGGAAAUACUUUUCUAUUCCCAGCCCUCAUCAGGUAGUUGUGUUCUCCAUGGAAUGUGUUGGCUUUUCCAAAGCCCUUACUGCCAUCAGUACUCAUAGCCCUCCCAGCCCUACAGUUGUGGUAUCCCCUCCCGUAGAGGAAAGUGACAAGAUUAAACGCAUCAAAUCUUCUUCAGUACUUCAGUCCAGAGAGAGUCCAUCUGCCUUUGCUUCACCAGUGUUGGAACAGGGUUCCUCGAUUUUCCGGGAAAAAUUCAUCCCUCCUGAGCUCAGCAUCUGGGAUUACUUUAUAGCCAAGCCGUUAUUGCCUUUUUCACAAAACAGGCUUGAGUAUGAUUCAGAGGAUAGUCAAGGAAGCGAUGAUGAGGAAGAAGAGGAUUAUGGCUCAUUAUCAGAAGUCCAAAUCCAGGAACACUCCAAUUCUAACUCAUAUAGCUGGGCUCUGAUGCGUCUUGCAAUGGUACAAUUUGUCCUUCAGAAUUUGAAAGGCUUUUACCCAUUGGCUGGACACGACCUUUCAGAUCUUCCUGUAGCCUCACCCCUCUGUCAUGCCACUCUCAAGACUUUACAGAGGUGGGAACAGGUACUCCUGCGAAGACUUGAAAUAUAUGGCGGUCCACCACAAGAUUUUAUUACCAUGCCAAGCACAGAGGAGGCUCUGUCUGCUGGACCUGCAAUCUUGAGGCACAAGGCAUUGUUGGAGCCAACAAAUACACCUUUCAAAUCCAAGCACACAAGUACCUUGCCAGUAAAGAGGCUUUGGCAGUAUUUAGUAAAACAAGAAGGCAUCCAGGAAACCUUUAUAAGGAAUAUUUUUACAAAGAAAAGAUCUUUGAAUGAGACAGAAACAGAUAUGGCUUCUUCAGGAGGAAGAGCAAGAAUAAUCCACAAAGAGUCUGACAUAAUUACUGCAUUUUCCGUAAAUAAGGCCAACAGAAAUUGCAUUGCUAUUGCUUCUAGCCACGAUAUCCAAGAACUUGAUGUGUCUGCAAUACUGGCUACCCAGAUUUACUCCUGGAUUGAUGAGGACUUUGAAACCGAAAAUAAAGGACCAGAUGACUUCUUGGUUGUACACACACGGGAUGACCUCACAGCUGUGCAGGGAUCCACUCCUUACACCCACAGUAACCCAGGCACCCCUAUCAAUAUGCCUUGGCUUGGAGGAAUUCAGACUGGAAGGGGUGCAUCUGUGAUGAUAAAGAGAACAAUCAAAGAGGUUCGAAGAAUGGCAUCACAUCCAACACUGCCUUACUAUCUUACCGGUGCUCAAGAUGGCAGUGUGAGAAUGUUUGAAUGGGGUCAUGCUCAACAGAUAACAUGCUUCCGGACAGGUGGGAAUUCCAGGGUAACACGGAUAAAGUUUAACCACCAGGGGAACAAGUUUGGAGUUGUUGAUGCUGAUGGGUUUAUCAGUCUGUAUCAGACCAACUGGAAGUAUAGUGCUGCUAGUGGAAGCCAGGCUAAGCCUUAUUUGACCUGGCAGUGCCAUAAUAAAACCACCAAUGACUUUGUGUUUAUAAGUUCCUCUUCCCUAAUAGCUACAGCUGGACAGUCAAGCGAUAACAGAAAUGUCUGUAUGUGGGAUACACUGGUAGCACCUGCAAACAGUUUAGUUCAUGCCUUUACUUGUCAUGACAGUGGAGCAACUGUGGUUGCUUAUGCUCCAAAGAAUCAGCUCCUAAUAUCUGGAGGCAGGAAAGGAUUCACAUGUUUGUUUGACUUGCGUCAGAGACAACAGAGGCAUGUUUUCCAGAGCCAUGAUUCUGCUGUGAAGGCCAUUGCUGUAGACACAACAGAGGAAUAUUUCAUUACAGGAUCUGCAGAAGGAAACAUUAAGAUCUGGAGCGUUACAAAUUUCACAUUGUUGCACACUUUCCUCAAUGAACAUGCAAGACAGUCCCUCUUCAGGAAUAUUGGAACAGGGGUGAUGCAGAUAGAGACAGGACCAGCCAACUACAUCUUUUCAUGUGGAGCUGAUGGCACUGUCAAAAUGAGAAUAUUACCGGAUCGUUUUAGUACAAUAAACAACCCUCUGAGAAACGAUGUCAAAUUUUUCCUUUGA